AUGGUGGGGGAAGAGGUGGCAGUAGGAGUAUGGAAAUGGGGAUAUGCCCAAUGAUCCACUGGUUAAUGUCAUCCCUCCAAAAGCAGAGGUGGAUCCCCUCCAUCCCAGCCCCUGCACAUGGGGAUGCUGUGUCUCUGCCCCGGGCCAGCCCAGCCUCCUGUCUCCGCAGCUUUCCGCCUUCCAAAAUGCAGGAUCUGCCUCUUUUGGUCCCCACAAAAGUCCCCUCUGGGGCUGCGUGGGCAGGAGGGGACAGCCCGUGUGAUUCCCAAACCCCGGGGGCCCUGUGCCUGCGAUCCCGGUUUGUUGAGGUUGGUGUGACCAGCUCAGCCUCAUCCUCAUGGCAACACGGAAACCGAACACAUGUCCGAGCUCAAAUCUGCUGGAUUUCCCCCCACUGCCAAUCAUGUCCCAGCGCCCUGAGGUUCGCGUGGCUCCGUGAGCCGCUAAACCGGUGCCGUGUCCAAAAUAAUCCCGCGGUGUUGCGCAUCUGCUGGCUGGCACUGUCGGCAGGGACAUCCUCUCCCGGGGGUGACCGGCUCCGGACGCGCCUUUUGGCUGCGCCUGCAGGGAUCGGCCAUGAUCCAGCCCGCCACCAAACCCUCCUGCUCUGCUUCCCACCGCCUGCAGCCGGAGGAUGCUCUCCCGCCUGGCUGCCUCGCCGCUCCGUCCCUUGGCACUCCGCGGCAGUGCUUCGUGCUUUAUUUGUUAUUUUUCCCCCGUGCGGCAGCAGAAAUCAGGGCAGGCGGGGAGGAGGAGGAGGAGGAGGAGGCAGCAGGGAGCUAUUUCAGGGAGCUGCUGUUAUCUGCUCCACGUUAAUCUCCAGCUGGUGGGGGGAAGGUUUCCCCUGAGUGCUUUCCUGGGAGGGUAUAUAUUAAACAUUGAAAAGCAAAGCGAGGAAGAAGAGGAUUAGCAGGAGAGAGAGAGGAAGCUGGCUGCUGGCUUUGCUCGGGUUAUCCAUCUGCUCCACUUUUAUGGAUGCAGCAGUAGGUCUGUGUGCCGAGCUGCUUUUCCAUCACCCUGGAACUCCCCUUGCUCCUCUUCCUCUGGGCUGUGCCAUAGCUGAGCUGUUGGGAUAAUGGAGCUCCAGGCUGUGGUAUCCACGCUGGAAAAUGGGGAGCAGGACACGGUUCUCAAGGUGCUCCAGGUCUACAACCAAGAGAAAUCUCAGUGCUUCAUCUUCGAGGAUGAGGAGCGGGAAGAAAGGAAGAAAAUGGCCCAGCUGCUGAUCAAGUUCUUGGAGAGGGAGCUGCAGCCAUCCUGCCAGGUCACCUGCCUGGAGAGCAUCCGCAUCCUGUCCCGGGACAAGCACUGCCUCGACCCUUUCACCACCAAGGAAAGCCUGAAGACACUCUCCAGGCAUGCUGGCAUCGAUUGCUCUGAGGAGCUGAUCCGGGAGGUCCCAGACUUGGAUGUAAUCCUGGAAUCCCUGAAAUGCCUGUGCAACAUUGUGUUCAGCAGCGCCAUGGCGCAGGAGCUGACGGCGGAGGGGCGGCUGGUGGUGGGGCUGGCCCGGCGCAUCAAGCUCUACAACGAGCGGAGUCUUCCUCACGACAUCAAGUUCUUCGACCUGCGCCUGCUGUUCCUGCUGACGGCCCUCAGGGUGGACAUCCGGCAGCAGCUCGCCCAGGAGCUCCGGGGAAUCAGCCUCAUGACAGACACCCUGGAGCUGACCCUCGGGGUCAAGUGGUUGGACCCCUACGAAGUUGCCACAGAGGAGGGACUUCUCCCACCUUUGCCUCGGCAGGAGACGGAGCGAGCCAUGGAGAUCCUCAAAGUGCUCUUCAACAUCACCUUUGAUUCCAGCAAGAGGGAGGUGGACGAGGAAGAUGCUGCUUUGUACAGGCACUUGGGUGCCCUCCUGCGCCACUGCCUCAUGAUCUCAGCCGACGGCGAGGACCGCACCGAGGAGUUCCACAGCCACACAGUCAACCUGCUGGGCAACCUGCCCCUGAAGUGUCUGGAUGUGCUUCUGACUCCUAAAGUGCGUCCAGGCUCGCUGGAGUACAUGGGUGUCAACAUGGAUGCGGUCAGCAUCCUCCUGGACUUCCUGGAGCGGCGCCUGGACAGGGGCCACAAGCUGAAGGAGAGCUUGACCCCUGUGCUGAACCUGCUGACGGAGAGUGCCCGAGUCCACCGGCAGACCAGGAAGUUCCUGAAGGCCAGGGUGCUGCCGCCUCUGCGGGACGUGCGGAACCGGCCAGAGGUGGGGAAUUCCCUGCGGAACAAGCUGGUGAGGCUCAUGACGCACAUCGACACCGAUGUCAAGCACUGCGCCGCCGAGUUCCUCUUCGUGCUCUGCAAGGAGAGCGUGUCCCGGUUUGUGAAGUACACGGGCUACGGGAAUGCCGCGGGGCUGCUGGCGGCACGGGGCCUCAUGGCCGGCGGCCGGGAAGAGGGGGAGUACUCGGAGGAUGAAGACACAGACACGGAGGAGUACAAAGAGGCAAAGCCCAACAUCAACCCUGUGACGGGACGCGUGGAGGAGAAGCUGCCCAACCCCAUGGAAGGGAUGACGGAGGAGCAGAAGGAGCAUGAAGCCAUGAAAUUGGUCAACAUGUUUGACAAGUUGUCCAGGGAGAAGGUGAUCCAGCCCAUGGGCAUCACUCCAAGUGGCAACCUGGCACCCAUGGAGAACGCCAUUCGCAACAUCGCCGACGAGUGCUCAUCCUCUGACUCGGACCUGGGGCUGGACUGACCCAGCUCCCGCCCCAGCCACGGAGAGCCGGGCUCCAGCCGCUCUCCCUCGGAACUGGUGCUGCACCCAGGGGCUGGCACUGCGCCAGGAACUCUCUCUGUGGGAUCUGGAUCCAGCCUGGACCCCUCACAGCCCACCACAUGGAACACCUGCCUCCUUCCCAGCUCCAUAGCCACCUCUCCUUCCAGAGGUCUCCGUGACCUGGCUCCACCUCGGUCUCUCCUGUCAGCAGCCUUGAGGAUUUCACACUCCAAAUUGCUUCCAGGACUCUCCAGUAGGAUUUUUGGUUUUUAAAUAUGUGCUGUUUGGGAAGAAGGGUCAGGGGGAGGCUCUUCCUGCCACUGUGUUAGGGUUCAGUGAUCCUUGGGGGCUCCCAUGUGCACGUGGCUGUGCGUGUGCCCGGUCCCAGCGCGGGGGCUACUCCCCAGGAAUGCUGUGGGAAGGGGGGCUGCCAGAGAGGGGUGUGGGUCUCCAGUGGGAGUGGGAUCCGCAGGGCAUGGUGCAUGCGGCUGUAUCCAUGUCCAUGCACACCCAGAAUGUGUGGAUGAACAGAGCAGAGCCGGGGAGGCCUUGGAAGCUUCCAGCAUUCCAUUGGCCGCAGGAGAGAGUGCGCGGGCAGCUGCCGGGAACGCUCCGAUGUCCCUUCCCUGGCACCACCCAGCUGGGUUUGGGCACUCACCUCUCCCCACCUCCCACUUUCCAGACAAAAGGCCAAUACCUGUGCUUUGUCCUUGGCUCAUCCUUGCUGUCCCCAGGUCGCUGUGUCCCCCAGGGGCUGCUGUUGAGCCUGGUGUAGAAUUGUCUUUAUUUUUAUUCCUGUUUUCUUUGGAAAGUAAAUCUUCUCAUCUGUCUCAUGUAUCUGAGUUCCCAAACCUCCCGUCAUGAGUAGGAAUGCACAAGUGACGCUAGAAUAAAGCCAACCUGACACGUG
This is a messenger RNA of Taeniopygia guttata (zebra finch), 3626 nucleotides long. It is a transcript of the gene RIC8A, whose product is annotated as RIC8 guanine nucleotide exchange factor A. Gene Ontology annotation, biological process: G protein-coupled receptor signaling pathway. The record is from RefSeq and is a predicted model, not a curated record. Lineage: Eukaryota; Metazoa; Chordata; Aves; Passeriformes; Estrildidae. Gene Ontology annotation, molecular function: guanyl-nucleotide exchange factor activity; G-protein alpha-subunit binding. Gene Ontology annotation, cellular component: plasma membrane; cytoplasm.